Molecule: messenger RNA, 792 nt
Organism: Lycium ferocissimum
Lineage: Eukaryota; Viridiplantae; Streptophyta; Magnoliopsida; Solanales; Solanaceae
Product: nuclear transcription factor Y subunit C-1-like
Exons: 2
Coding region: 85-696 (203 amino acids)
Biological process (GO): regulation of DNA-templated transcription
Cellular component (GO): nucleus
Molecular function (GO): DNA-binding transcription activator activity, RNA polymerase II-specific; protein heterodimerization activity
Source: RefSeq, a predicted model, not a curated record
UUCUUCCAUUUCUCUGUGGGCGUAAAAUAUGAAACAUCGCCAGCGAAACCACCUCGACUAAAUCGCCACCUCGACCAAAUCGCCAUGGAAAACAAACUUCACUUAUCAGCGGCGAAUAAGGCAGCGGCUCAGUCAAGUGGGUACCCGCAGCCACCCUACGACCAUCUCCUUGAGAAACAACAGGAGCAGGUAGAGAUGUGUUGGAACUUUCAGUAUCAAGAAAUCGAAAAUCUUAACGAUUUCAAAGACCACCAUCUUCCCCUAGCCCGCUUCAAGAGGAUCACGAAAGCUGACGGGGACGUCCACAUGAUCUCAGCUGAAGCACCAAUUGUAUUUGCCAAAGCAUGUGAGCUCUUCAUUCUGGAACUCACCAUUCGCUUUUGGCUUCACGCCGAGGGAGAAGAGCGAAGGACUCUUCAUAAGAGUAACCUCGAAGCGGCAAUUACUCUAGAUGACAUUUUCAACUUCCUUGUUGAUGUUAUUCCUACGGAAGCGGCUGCUGGUAAUGUGGGGUCCACAUCAAGUGGUGGGCCCUACUAUUACUCUCCAUUGGAACAGCCUGAUAUGCCUGGAGUUCAUCCCUCAAUGUACCUGCAGCCUCCGCCACCACCAUCGCAGGCGUUGCUGUCCAUCUGGCACCCUGCUGGUGAUGCUACUGGACAAAGUAAAUGUGAUGAUCAAAGCGUGAACUGCUGAGAAUAUUCAAAUGAGGACUGCUCUAUUUUUUGGGUUGUACGUGCAUAGCUGCUGGCCUGGUUUUCACCUCUAUUUUGGAUCAAAUGGCUGCCCAAG